This is a messenger RNA of Anas platyrhynchos (mallard), 6940 nucleotides long. RefSeq names its product immunoglobulin superfamily DCC subclass member 3 (gene IGDCC3). The record is from RefSeq and is a predicted model, not a curated record. NCBI's taxonomy places the organism in Eukaryota, Metazoa, Chordata, Aves, Anseriformes, Anatidae. Gene Ontology annotation, molecular function: protein binding. Gene Ontology annotation, biological process: cell-cell adhesion.
CGGAGGGGAGCUGCUCCGAAAUCCGCUUUUUGCCUUUUUCACCCUUUUUUUUUUUUUUUUUUUUUCUUCUCCCUCCUCCUUUCUCAAGCGGAGGGAGGAUCUCCGCCUCGCCUCCCGCCCCGGCUGCUCCCUCCCCGUGGGGCGCAGGGAGGCGAGCCCGCCCGGGAUGCCAUGGCUCCGCCGGGCUCCGCGCUGCCCGCCUGCCUGCUGGGACUGCUGCUGCUCGCCUGCCGCGGAGAUUUCGGCCGUUCCUCCGAGCUGGCGUUCGUGGUGGAGCCCAGCGAUGACGUGGCGGUGCAGGAGCAGCCCUUGCUCCUCUACUGCCAGGUGGAGGGCAUCCAGCCCAUCACCAUCACCUGGCGGAAGAACGGCGCCGUGAUCGUGGACAGCGAGAACGCCUUCGUGCUGGCCAACGGCUCGCUCUACGUCUCCCGCUUCCAAAGGAUCCGCGGGGACGGCUCCUCGGACGAAGGCGAGUACGACUGCGUGGCGCAGAACCACUACGGGCUGGUGGUGAGCAGGAAAGCCAGGAUCCAGGCAGCCACCAUGUCCGACUUCCACGUCCACCCACAGAAUGCGGUGGUGGAGGAAGGGGGCGUCGCGAGGUUCCAGUGCCAGAUCCACGGCCUGCCCGAGCCCGUCAUCCUCUGGCACAAGAACCGCAUGCCCGUCAACACGGACAACGAAAGGUACACGCUGCUUCCCAAGGGGGUUCUCCAAAUCACGGGGCUGAGGGCAGAGGACAGCGGGAUUUUUCACUGCGUCGCUACCAAUAUUGCUAACGUGAAGUUCAGCCGGGAGGCCAGGCUCACUGUGUCAGGCUCCCACUCCACAGUUUACAAGGACCCCAUGAUUCUCGUCGGACCGGAGAACCUGACGCUGACGGUGCACCAGACCGCGGUGCUGGAGUGCAUCGCCACCGGCAAUCCCCGGCCCAUCGUCUCCUGGAGCCGCCUGGACGGCCGCCCGAUUGGCGUGGAGGGGAUUCAGGUGCUGGGCACGGGAAACCUCAUGAUCUCGGACCUCACCGUGCAGCAUUCAGGCAUCUACGUGUGCGCCGCCAACAAACCCGGCACGCGGGUGCGACGGACCGCACAGGGCCGGCUCGUGGUGCAAGCCCCCGCGGAGUUCGUGCAGCACCCCCAGUCCAUCUCCAGGCCCGUGGGGACCACUGCCAUCUUCACCUGCGUGGCCCAGGGGGAGCCCCCGCCGCAGAUCACUUGGCUGAGGAACGGGCAGAUCCUGGAGACCAGCGACCACAUCAAGCUGAAGAAUAACAACAGCACCCUCUCCAUCUACGGGAUCAACCAGGCGGACGAGGCCAUCUACCAGUGCAUCGCCGAGAACAGCGCCGGCUCCACGCAGGCCAGCGCCCGCCUGACGGUGCUGUGGGCGGACGGGCUGCCGGGGCCUCCGCAGGCCGUGAGGGCCGAGACGGUGUCUGCAACCACCAUCCAGGUGUCGUGGAAGGAGCCCCUCCAGAACACCAAGGAGAUCAUCGGCUACGUGCUGCACAUUCGCAAGGCUGCGGAUCCCGUGGAGAUGGAGUACCAGGAGGCUGUUAGCAAGAGCACCUUCCAGCAGCUGGUGACGGAUUUAGAGCCCUCCACCAGCUACAGCUUCUAUAUAAAGGCUUACACCUCCCGCGGUGCCAGCAAGGCCUCAGAAGUCACAGUGGUGAGCACGCUGGGAGAAGUCCCAGCCAUGCCGUCCCUCUUCAUUAAAGUCAUUAACAGCACUGCUGUCCAGGCCACGUGGGAGCCCUCCAUCAAACUGGGCCAGCACGAAGGCUUCAAGCUCUUCUACCGCAAAGUCCACCUCUCCCAGUACACGGGCCCAGUGCUCCUGGCCAGCAACAUAACGGCGUACAACAUUACCCACCUGGAUGCGUCGGUGGUGUACGAAGUCAAACUCCUCGCCUACAACCAGCACGGGGAUGGAAAUUCAACCGUCCGCUUCGUGUCCUUGAGGGAAACCGUGGAGAGGCCAGCUCUGAACCCCCCCUGUGACUGCAUGAAGGACGAGCAGAACAAUAAAACCUCCACGACGGGUAUCAUCAUCGGCAUCCACAUCGGCGUCACGUGCAUCAUAUUCUGCGUCCUUUUCCUCAUGUUUGGCUACAGAGGAAGGCUGCUGAUGUGUAAAAACGUGCAGGAGCAGCUGUCGACCCCGCAGAUCCCGAGGAGCCAGAGGAGCGCCGCGGGGCUGGUUCUGAACGGGGCCGCCCGCAGGGACAGGGACGAGAGGGACUUGACCGGGAAGCAGCUGGACAUGAACGAGCUGGAGAGGUUAUUCCCAGCAGCACCCUGCCGGGAGCAGCAGGACAAGGGAACACCGCCGGCUCGCAGCCCGCCUGCCGACACGCAGAUCUCCACGCUGCCCUUGGACGAGUUCAGCAUCAUCGAGGAGCAGCCAGAGCCUCCCCAAAAAAGCCCCUGUGGCGGCAGCCCCGCUGCUGCGGCCCCCCACCCCAUUCCCACCCAUGAAGGAUAAACCUGCCAAGGCUCGAACCCUCGUGGAGGAGCUACCAGAAACCAAAACCGCGGCUGGCGACGUCUUUAGGAUGAUUUCCUCAAAUCUCAGGUCAAUUGAAGAUUUCUACGGUCUGAUUGUUAUUUUUUUGUUUUGCUUUAUUUUUAUAUAUAUAUAUAUAUAUAUAAAUAUAUAUAUAUGUGUGUGUGUACAGCCUUUUGGAAACUCUGUGAAGUUUGUCAUUCCGACCUGUCUCAGGCCUCUUGGUGCGUUUCUUUCGACGAUGGCUUUACCAAGGCUGGUCACCAUGGAUUUUUCCCACUGCUGCUAAGUAAAAGACUCCUUGGCAGAGUCUGGCAAACUGUCCCAUCCCUGACAUUUUUGGGGAUCCAGUGGGGCCUCGUCCUCUUGGCAUCACAGACUUCUUCCCGCUCAGCAGCUUUAGGACUACUUUUUGGAUCUAUUUUUUAUGUUGAGAAGACUGGAUUCGGAGAAACCCUUCGAACUUGACUCCAAAAAUCGAGGCCUGGGAAGGCCGUCUUUCCAUGGAUUUGAUGAUUUUGUACACUUUUGCUAUUUCUCAGGAUACUUUUUUGCUGAAUGACUCUAUAUAAUAUGGAAAAAAAAAAAGAAAAAAAAAAAAAAAGAGUGUGUCAAAGGAAGCCUGCCUGAGGGCUACUGAAAGACUUGGACAAAACAACCCGAGUGAAAUCAGAACCUACCUCAACCGGAAUGAAUGUCUUCUGGGGAGCAGAAAUGCCUGCGUCUUCCUUCGUGUUCAGAAACGAGCAGCGGAGCACUUGGUCAGUACAAGCUUGGUCCUACCUCAGCAGUCACGCUCUGUUCCUGCCGCGUCGUCGUUUUUUGUUGUCGUCGUUCCCGUGUAAAGCACUUCCAAACCUUGAAAGCAAUGUUCUACCUCAAGCGUGAGAGAAAGUCGUGUGUGUGCGUUUUUCCCCCCUCCCCAAAUACCCCAAAUCCUGCCUCCUCCACCCGGCCCCGUGGAGGGCCGGCGUCCGGCAGCGCUCGCGCUGACGCCUCGCUGGUUGUUUGAGCUUUACUUGCAGGCACGGUGGGAUUUCGCCGGGUGGAGAUUUUGUAUCCUGGUUUUUACUUUAAAGACUGUUGGGGCCGUGAUGGAUGUGUGGCUGCUGGUGCCCCGCAGCUCGCCAGCACCGUUGUUCCUGAUGGAAGCCCCAAAUGUCAGCCUCAGCCCGUCCUGGGUGCUUUUGGGCUGGGUUUUGGGGUCUCUUCUGUGCCAGGGCCAAGGCACCCCCACCCCAUUAGCUUGCCACCCUCAAGGCCGAUUCCCCCAGGACGGUUUAUGGCGUGUGCCAGCACCACGAGGCACCCCGGCGAGCUGGGAACCCCAACAUCAUCGUCUGGCCCCUUCAAAGCCCACCCUGCCACCAGGAGCUCUUCGUGGAAACCUUGACCCAGCACUUCCAGACCCCGCUGAGAUGCUGCUGAGCUCCUCCAGCGUAUUCUCAGCCAGCAGGGCUCAUCCCCAGCCGGUCAUGGCCAAAGGAUGGACCCAUCCUCACCGGGCUCGCUUCUCCGUGGAGGACGAGGCGAGGAGGGGGGCGAUGCAGGACAGGAUCCAACGCUGGAGGACGCUGGGGGCUGCCGGCAGCCACCCACACCCAGGGUGGGCAAAGGGGCUCCCGACACCAAAGAGAGGUUUUGUGCGUGGCCCCCACCAACCCGCCGCCGUUUUGGGGUUGUCCUGGCACGGGGCAGCCCGGCGAGGCCUCGUGAGUCGGUGCAUGAGGGAUGACAUCCGUGGGGUGAGAUGGGGGCACGCACAGGGGACGGGGAUGUCCGCCAGGCCGAGGGCUGACAAUUCCCUCCCCCCCCGUGUGGAUUCAUUAAACCCGGACAAAUGUGAGGGUCCGAACUCUUUGUGGAGGUGGUGGUACAUCAGGCGUCGCCGUGUUUGCAAAGAAAGGAAUCAGGAAAGGAAACGAGUUUUGAGUUUAAAAGAAAGGAUCAUUGUAUUUUUUUAAAUGGUACCAGUGGGAGGGUCCCGUGUGUCAGAAGCAUCCCCCGUCACCGUCACGUUUGGCAAUGGGAUGCUCGUUGUGUAAAUAAUGCGAUGUACAGGAUGAGAAGGAAAACGUCGCCCUGGGGCUGGGCUGGGGAUGGCCAGGGGAUGGAUGUGAGCAGGAAAAUGUGCUUCCAGGUCAGGUUUGUGCAUUAAUCCCCCACUCAGCCCCUCCACCGGGCCGGUUCCUGCUCACAUCAACCCUGGGGGACGUGGACGUGUGAUGUUGGGCUCGGGGACAGCGUGCGAAGGGCACCGAUGGGGCAGGCAGGAGGAGGAGAUGCCCACGGCUCCAGCCUGUGGUGCUCACGGCCAGGAGGGUUUCAUUUUUGCAGACCCAUCAGCUUUUUUUUUUUUUUUUUUCACUCACCCCAAAGUUCUUGCUGUGAUUCCCAACCCCUCCGUUGACCAACCCAACCGGCCGGCGGCACGGAGUCUGGGUUUCACCAAGUUUGGCUAAGGACCGGAGGCUCAGCUCAUUCCUGGCCCCCCAGACAUCGAGAUGGGGAUGGAGCUGAGCCCCAUCUCCUAAAUCUGGGUCCUGACCUCACACCACAGCACCCCAAAUCUCCUCCUCCCACCCCGCUCCCGCGUUUCGUGCCGCUGUCUUCGUGCGGAACGGCGGAGCUCGCGCCGGAUCAGUACUGUUGCCAAAGUGAACACAUGAUGUAGAGUAGCUUUCAGCUCAGAGUCCCUGGAGCUGCGAACAUGCUAUUAAUUUAAUAUCAUAUUAUUGUGAUAUUGUAAUAGUAACAAGUAUUUGUCACUACUUCCUUUUAUUAAAGGGAAAUGCUGUGCCAUUUGACUAGCUGAAAAUGCGAUAGUAUGUCGAGAGUAGACCUUUUUUUGUUUGUUUUUUUUUUUUUUAAUAAUUAUGCAGAAAUGUAAUGGCUUAAACCAAUGCAGAUUAUGGGUUGGUUUGAGACGCUUGAAGAUGGAUGUGAAUCUUUAAAGACUAUUUUUAGACGUUUAGCUUUUCCUCUUUUUGGGGUUUCUUUUACGCUCUUGUCAAUCCAUACCGCUGGGACCGAUCCGCAGGCGCUGGCAGCCCUGGAGGGCUGAGGCUGGAGGGGAUGCGACCUUCCCUGAAUUAUUGAAACCUCUCAAGUCUGCAAAAUUGAGCAAAAAAAGCCCUUGAAACAUCCAAUUCCAGCUUUGGUCCAUCUGUACUCUUCAGUACUCUUGGUGUUUUAUCUGCUGGAUAAUGGGCAGGUGCUGGAUCUCGAGCCAGCUGCUGGCAACCACCCCCAUUUUCGGGUCGGAAUCGCGUCCUGUAAUUUUUUUCCCAAUCAAAUGAAUUCCACUCAUCCAACCCCGCUGCCUUUUCUGGGCAGAUCCCAAACCCUCUCGCUUUUCUGGCUGUGGUGAGAUGAAAUUGCAGCAAGGAGCAAAGUAUCCAAAAGCUGAUUUUUUUUCGGUAACCCAUAAUGGGCACAACCUAUUCUUGGAGCUCUCAAGUUUACCAGAGAUGGCUGCUACCUCAGGGCUAGGAUCCACGUUGUGUUUAGUUGGACAGGGAAUAGUUUUAUGCUGUGACAGGGUAUUUUCAAGGCUCUUGGAUUCAGGUAUUUAUUUGUCUAACGUACCUUUCUUCUUCCUCGGUCGGUAAAGACGCUGAAAUCUUGAAGUGCUGGACCAGUUUGGGGGUUUUCAGGCUUCCACCCGUGAUUUUUACGUAGCACAGCCCCAGGUUUGUGCACAACGAAGGACGAGGGACACCACGAAGCCGAGCGGGAUGCUCCUAACUGCAUCGGUGGCUUUGGUCCUGGUCUGGUGUGCACGAGCCCACCGGUAAUUAGAGAAUCAAUUAAAAGAAGUUUCCACCACCCCUCCCUUAACCAAGUGUGACCGUGCUGGCUGUGGAUACCCCACCUCACCUCUCACUGCCCCAACAUUUGGCACCGUCCCCGCUGCCCACCCAACAGCCCCGACCCCUCGGCCACCAGCUUCGGGAGCCGAGCCCCCUCCGAGCCGCCUGGCAGCUCUCCCGGCUCGAAAAUGGGGAAAAAAGGAAAUUAAAAACCUGCAAAAACAAACAGCGGUGGCACGGGGGGAGCAACCGACUGACUUCAUCUGUGCAAACGGGGCUUGGGAACGGAUCCCUCCCAAUGCCAGGCCACGGAAGGCAGGUUAAAGCUCCCAUCCAGCAAUGUGAUGCCGGCUAAUUUAUUUUCCUCCCCCAGCAAAUUAAAAAAAAAAGGGAAGGGGAAAAGGGAAGGGCUCAGUCGGGGCAGUUUCUGGCCCUCACCUCUAGAAACAAUUCUGCAGGAGCAUCCACCACGGCGGCGGCAGCGGGGCAGUGGCUCUGGGAUUACCCUGCAGCAGCCUUCAACCAUCGGGAUUUUGUGCCAAGGAGGUUGGGGCAAAACCCAGUGGUUUGGGGAACUGCCGGGUUUUAUGGGGCUCUGGGUCUUAGGGAGCAAA